AUGCGUAUUUCGUGUCGCCGAUUCGGGCUUUCGUUUCGGGCUCAGAGGAGGCCCGAGGCUCGUAAAUCCGUACGUGUUUCCUGCAUUGGCGAUAAUCGCGAAACUGCUGUGAUUACGAGCAAGUCAUGGGACAAACUGAUUCUAGAAAGUGAAAUCCCCGUGCUAGUCGAGUUUUACGCCAGCUGGUGUGGGCCCUGCCGCAUGGUCCACCGAGUAAUCGACGAGAUAUCGACUGACUACUCGGGAAGAUUAAAAUGCUACGUCCUUAAUGCCGACAAUGACCCAAAAGUCGCGGAGGAUUAUGACGUUAAGGCUGUGCCAGUUGUCUUGCUGUUCAAAAACGGCCAAAAACUCGAUUCUGUUGUUGGAACCAUGCCUAAGGAGUUCUAUGUGGCUGCCAUUGAAAGAGUUCUCGGUUCUUAA
Molecule: messenger RNA, 423 nt
Organism: Striga hermonthica
Lineage: Eukaryota; Viridiplantae; Streptophyta; Magnoliopsida; Lamiales; Orobanchaceae
Source: the annotation of a GenBank genome assembly